Messenger RNA from Cephus cinctus (wheat stem sawfly), 245 nucleotides. RefSeq names its product dolichyl-diphosphooligosaccharide--protein glycosyltransferase subunit 4. The record is from RefSeq and is a predicted model, not a curated record. Gene Ontology annotation, cellular component: oligosaccharyltransferase complex. The transcript has a single exon. The coding region runs from base 1 to 105 and encodes 34 amino acids. NCBI's taxonomy places the organism in Eukaryota, Metazoa, Arthropoda, Insecta, Hymenoptera, Cephidae.
AUGAUAACCGACGUACAGCUGGCCGUCUUUUGCAACAUUUUGGGUGUCAGUCUCUUCUUCCUAGUCUUUCUAUUUCAUUAUAUAAACGCCAAUUAUUCGAAAUAAACGUUAUAAAGAGGUUAAUGCAUACGACCGUAACCUCAAAAACUUAAUGGCAGAAGAUAUUCGCUAUAAUGGUUUCAAAAAAAGUUCAUACGUUUCCACGAUGUAUAUUAAUUUUUAAAAUACACCAGUAACAUAUUAAA